AUGGCGGAACAAGGAAACAUCGCCACGAGGGUUCACAUGCUGCCAUGUAGGCCGAAAAACUAUUUUAAGGUUCUCGCUGAAACGGUGGACAAGGUGACGCAGGUAGACCUGCACCAGCUGCUGUCCGCAGAACCCCUGCUGACCCAGUCUGAAACCCCAGCACGGGGGGAACAUUCUGCUCUACUGCCGGGAACGAGAACCCGUCUGGAGCACAGGAACAUUCUGCUCUACUGCGGGGAACGAGAACCCGUCUGGAGCACAGGAACAUUCUGCUCUACUGCGGGGAACGAGAACCCGUCUGGAGCACAGGAACAUUCUGCUCUACUGCCGGGAACGAGAACCCGUCUGCAGCACAGGAACAUUCUGCUCUACUGCGGGGAACGAGAACCCGUCUGGAGCACAGGAACAUUCUGCUCUACUGUGGGGAACGAGAACCCGUCUGGAGCACAGGAACAUUCUGCUCUACUGCGGGGAACGAGAACCCGUCUGCAGCACAGGAACAUUCUGCUCUACUGCGGGGAAAGAGAACCCGUCUGGAGCACAGGAACAUUCUGCUCUACUGCGGGGAACGAGAACCCGUCUGGAACACAGGAACAUUCUGCUCUACUGCGGGGAACGAGAACCCGUCUGGAGUACAGGAACAUUCUGCUGUACUGCGGGGAACGAGAACCCGUCUGGAGCACAGGAACAUUCUGCUGUACUGCGGGGAACGAGAACCCGUCUGGAGCACAGGAACAUUCUGCUCUACUGCGGGGAACGAGAACCCGUCUGGAACACAGGAACAUUCUGCUCUACUGCGGGGAACGAGAACCCGUCUGGAACACAGGAACAUUCUGCUCUACUGCGGAGAACGAGAACCCGUCUGCAGCACAGGAACAUUCUGCUCUACUGCGGGGAACGAGAACCCGUCUGGAGCACAGGAACAUUCUGCUGUACUGCGGGGAACGAGAACCCGUCUGGAACACAGGAACAUUCUGCUCUACUGUGGGGAACGAGAACCCGUCUGGAGCACAGGAACAUUCUGCUCUACUGCGGGGAACGAGAACCCGUCUGGAGCACAGGAACAUUCUGCUCUACUGCGGGGAACGAGAACCCGUCUGGAACACAGGAACAUUCUGCUCUACUGCGGGGAACGAGAACCCGUCUGGAGCACAGGAACAUUCUGCUCUACUGCGGGGAACGAGAACCCGUCUGGAGCACAGGAACAUUCUGCUCUACUGCGGGGAACGAGAACCCGUCUGGAGCACAGGAACAUUCUGCUCUACUGCGGGGAACGAGAACCCGUCUGGAGCACAGGAACAUUCUGCUGUACUGCGGGGAACGAGAACCCGUCUGGAGCACAGGAACAUUCUGCUCUACUGCGGGGAACGAGAACCCGUCUGGAGCACAGGAACAUUCUGCUCUACUGCGGGGAACGAGAACCCGUCUGGAGCACAGGAACAUUCUGCUCUACUGCCGGGAACGAGAACCCGUCUGGAACACAGGAACAUUCUGCUCUACUGCCGGGAACGAGAACCCGUCUGGAGCACAGGAACAUUCUGCUCUACUGCGGGGAACGAGAACCCGUCUGGAGCACAGGAACAUUCUGCUCUACUGCCGGGAACGAGAACCCGUCUGGAGCACAGGAACAUUCUGCUCUACUGCGGGGAACGAGAACCCUCUCGAGAGAACCACUGCUUGCGGAUCAAGAUUUUGGGCGACUGCUACUACUGUGUGUCCGGUCUCCCUGAGGCUCGCGCUGACCACGCCCACUGCUGCGUGGAGAUGGGCGUGGACAUGAUCGAGGCCAUCUCGCUGGUGCGUGAGGUGACGGGCGUGAACGUGAACAUGCGUGUGGGCAUACACAGCGGGCGUGUGCACUGCGGCGUUCUGGGCCUGCGGAAGUGGCAGUUUGACGUGUGGUCCAACGACGUGACGCUGGCCAAUCACAUGGAGGCAGGAGGGAAAGCAGGGCGUAUCCACAUCACGAAGGCCACGCUGAACUACCUGAACGGAGACUACGACGUGGAGCCCGGCUUCGGGGAGAGGAAUGUCUACUUGAAGAAACACAACAUCGAGACUUACCUCAUCGUGGGGUGCAGUCAGAAACGGAAAGAGGAGAAGGCCAUGAUCGCCAAGAUGAACCGGCAGCGCACCAACUCCGUCACACACAACCCCUCCCACUGGUGCUCCGACCGCCCCUUCUACAACCACCUGGGGGGCAACCAGGUCUCCAAGGAGAUGAAGAGGAUGGGUUUCGAGGACCCCAAGGACAAAAACACGCAGGAGAACCUCAACCCCGAGGACGAGGUGGACGAGUUUCUGGGCCGCGCCAUCGACGCCCGCAGCAUCGACCGGCUGCGCUCCGAGCACGUCAAGAAGUUCCUGCUCACCUUCCGGGAGCCCGACCUGGAGAAGAAGUACUCUAAGCAGGUGGACUCCAGGUUCGGGGCGUACGUGGCCUGCGCCUCUCUCGUCUUCCUGUUCAUUUGCCUCAUCCAGAUCAUCGUGGUACCGCGCUCCCCGCUGAUGGUUGGGUUCUACGUGACCUGUCUGAUUCUGCUCGUUGCUGUGAUGUUCGUUUCAGCGGUGUAUUCCUGUUUCGGGUUAUUCCCAGUGCCUCUGCAGACCCUCUCUAAGAAGAUCGUCCAGUCCCGGAUCAACAGCACCCUGGUGGGCGUGUUCACCAUCAUCCUGGUCUUCCUGUCUGCGUUCAUCAACAUCUUCACCUGUAGCUCCAGUGACAUCCGCUCCUGUGUGGGUCUGGAGUUCAACAUCAGCAGCCACAGCGUCAACGCCUGCCACAUCCACAACUCCGACCGCAACUACACCCUGCACACGCUGGAGGGCUUCUGUGACAGCGGGUCGCCCAACUGCAACUUCCCCGAGUACUUCUCCGCCUGUGUUCUCCUCAGUCUCCUGGCGUGCUCAGUGUUCCUGCAGAUCAGCAGCAUAGGGAAACUCUUCCUCAUGUUCUUCAUCGACUUCCUGUACGUGCUGGUGAUCGAGGUGCCAGCCGUCAGCCUGUUCGACAACGUGGACCUGCUGGUGUCGGCUAACGCCAUCUCCAUGGAGCACUCGAGGGUCCCUCUGAAGAUUGUGACGCCCGUGGUCCUCACCGUGUUCGUCCUGGCGCUGUACCUGCACGCCCAGCAGGUGGAGUCCACCGCCCGCCUCGACUUCCUGUGGAAGCUGCAGGCGACGGAGGAGAAGGAGGAGAUGGAGGAGCUCCAGGCCUACAACCGCCGGCUGCUCCACAACAUCCUGCCCAAGGACGUGGCGGCGCACUUCCUGGCGCGGGAGCGGAGGAACGACGAGCUGUACUACCAGUCCUGCGAGAGCGUGGCCGUCAUGUUCGCCUCCAUCAGCAACUUCUCCGAGUUCUACGUGGAGCUGGAGGCCAACAACGAGGGCGUGGAGUGUCUGCGGCUGCUCAACGAGAUCAUCGCCGACUUCGACGAGAUAAUCAGUGAGGACCAGUUCCGGCAGCUGGAGAAGAUAAAGACGAUCGGAAGCACGUACAUGGCAGCGUCGGGGCUGAACGACUCCACGUACGACCGGGCGGGCCGGUCCCACAUCCGCGCGCUGGCCGACUACGCCAUGCGCCUCAUGGACCAGAUGAAGUACAUCAACGAGCACUCCUUCAACAACUUCAAGAUGAAGAUCGGGCUGAACAUGGGCCCCGUGGUGGCGGGGGUGAUCGGGGCCAGGAAGCCGCAGUACGACAUCUGGGGGAACACAGUGAACGUAGCCAGCAGGAUGGACAGCACCGGGGUCCCAGAGAGGAUACAGGUGACCUCUGACCUGUACCAGGUGCUGAGCUCCUAUAACUACACUCUGGAGUGCCGCGGCGUGGUGAAGGUCAAAGGUAAAGGCGAAAUGAUGACCUACUUCCUCAACGCGGGUCCGCCCAGCAGUUAACACCCAAUCGGACGUCUGUGUUUCUGUGGGCGUGGCUCUGAGGGGUGGGCGGGCCAAAGCCACAGCCAAUCAGGCACUGGGACCUAUGGGAAGCUGUGUGACUGACACUGAUAGGCUCCGCCCACCCCUGUGACAAUAACACCCCCUUGACCCUUGGGUAAUGCCCCCUAACCGCAGAGACCUACCAAUCAUUGGACGAGGACGGGAGGAGGCCACGCCUCUCUGUUGAGGCAAGGCACCAAUGGGGAGUGACCAGGUUAAUCUGAAGAGACCAAAGAACUUUCACAGACUCGCUGCAUAGACACACACACACACACACACACACACACACUCAUAUACACUCACGCACAGCACUAAGCGCACACUCACACACACACACACACUCACGCACAGCACUAAGUGCACACUCACACACACACACACACACACACACACACACUAAACAGUCACGCCGCCAUUUUCUGCUCAUAUCCUGCCGCCUGAGCAUCCUGUGUGAAGAACCAGAAGAGGCACACACCGUUUUAUGUGUGUAUGUGUGUGUGUGUG
Molecule: messenger RNA, 4446 nt
Organism: Conger conger (European conger)
Lineage: Eukaryota; Metazoa; Chordata; Actinopteri; Anguilliformes; Congridae
Gene: adcy5
Product: adenylate cyclase 5
Biological process (GO): intracellular signal transduction; cAMP biosynthetic process; adenylate cyclase-activating G protein-coupled receptor signaling pathway
Cellular component (GO): plasma membrane
Molecular function (GO): adenylate cyclase activity
Source: RefSeq, a predicted model, not a curated record